This is a messenger RNA of Cylindrotheca closterium, 543 nucleotides long. Lineage: Eukaryota; Bacillariophyta; Bacillariophyceae; Bacillariales; Bacillariaceae. The record is from the annotation of a GenBank genome assembly.
AUGUUCUUGAUUUCUCUCAGGAUGAGGCACAAGAGAUUGUUAUUGAACAGGGCUUCAGCUCCCCUGCCUUCUUUGCCAACUCGACGCGGUGGAGGACGAAACUCCAAUCGCGGACGUGGACGUGGUCGUGAUCGUGAUAAUGGUGGUCGUGAUCGUCGUAAACGUAAUCGUAAUCAACAUGGACGUGGUGGGGGUCGCGGACGAGGUGGUAGUCGCGACCACAAUGGUACUGUAUGGUCCGAUGAUGGUACAACCAUCCUCAACAACGGUGGAUACUCCCAAGACACUUGGAGCCGUUUCUCUGAUCGUGAUCGCGGUGUUGUCCUCCAAGCCCGUGAACGUGCUAACAGUCGUCUUAUGAGUGAAUGUGACAUUGCAGAAUUAAUCGUGACCGCCAACAAAAUGAAGAGCCUGCACCAACACCAGCUCCAGCACCCUCCUCUGGCAAUGUUGGUAGUGGAGUUCGACGUGGCCGUCGCUGACAUGAGGCCGACUAUCAGAUUCGUGUUACUUGUUCCCUUUCCUCUUGUGUUUGUGUUUUAA